Molecule: messenger RNA, 1332 nt
Organism: Stylonychia lemnae
Lineage: Eukaryota; Ciliophora; Spirotrichea; Sporadotrichida; Oxytrichidae
Source: the annotation of a GenBank genome assembly
AUGGAACUUCAUAAAGUCACCUUACCUCACAGAGUUGAUGACUCAAUGGCAGUUUGGGAAGAAUUUAAGGAAGUAAGCAUCAAAUAUAAAUGUGUAUCACUUGGUGAGGGAGCUCCUGGAAUGAAUCCUCCACAAUUUCUAGUUGAUGCAAUGAUUGAAUCUAUUCAAGAGGGCUUCAAUCAAUACACUAGAAUUAUGGGAAACCCAUUAUUAGUAAACAAAAUUGCUGAGAUCUAUGGCAAAAAACUCAACAGACAGGUCAAUCCAUUAACCGAAGUCAUUGUGGGAGUUGGAGCCUACACUUUACUGGGCUCAAUUAUACUAGCUUUGAUAGAUCCUAGUAAGAACGAGGAAAUCGUAAUCUUCGAGCCUUGCUGGCCUUGCUACUAUGAUCAUGUGCAGAUAUCUAAUGCUGUAUAUAGAUCUGUGCCUUUCAAACUUGUUGAUGGAGUUUGGAGGUUUGAUCCAGAGGAGUUUAGAAAGACUUUAAAUGAAAAGACUAAAAUUCUAUUGCUAAAUAAUGCUUAGAAUCCAACUGGCAAACUCUUCUCUAGGGAAGAAUAUCAACAGAUCUCAGACAUUUUAAAGGAGUUCCCUAAUAUUAUUAUCUUAUCAGAUGAAGUCUAUGAGUACUUGACCUUUGAUGAUAACGAAUUCAUUCAUUUUGCUACAAUUGAUGACAACUUUAAUAAGACUAUUUCAGUGUUUAGUGGUGGAAAGCUCUUCAACGCUACAGGCUGGAAAGUUGGUUGGGCACUGGGACCAAGCUAUCUAGUCAAAGCAAUUGCUACAAUCAUUAAUGCUCUGGUAUAUAGUACAAACACUCCAGCAUAAGUUGCCAUAUCAAAAUCAUUGGAUAAGUUAACACAGAAAGGAUACUUGGGUAAUGAAGACCAAACUUAUCUUGAAUAUGUAAGAUCUGAAUUCCAAAGAGUUAGAGAUUACAUGGUAAAAGAAAUCAAUGAAAAUAUGGAUUUGCCUAUCAAGGCUUUGACAUGCGAAAGCGGUUAUUUCAUCAUGGUUGAUAUCACUGAUGUGAUUCCUAUGAUUCCUAAGAAAUACACAGAAUCUCAUGAUUUUGAGGAUCUUUAAGAGGGAGAGAGUUCUUGUAAUUUGAACAGAGUAUAUAUGCCUGAUGGCAGAAUUCCUAAUGAUUUAGCAUUCUGUAGAUGGAUGGCUGUUGAAAGAAAGGUGAUGAUGAUGCCAAACUCACUCUUCUACUACAAAGAUUCUUUAUAUAAGACAGACAACUAUGUUAGAUUGGCCAUUUGCAAAGGAUUAGAUCUUUCAGCCAAAGCAAUUCUAAGACUUUAAGGAAAAUCAGAUCAGUGA